Opisthorchis viverrini is the source of this 162-nucleotide messenger RNA. RefSeq lists its product as hypothetical. The record is from RefSeq and is a predicted model, not a curated record. Lineage: Eukaryota; Metazoa; Platyhelminthes; Trematoda; Opisthorchiida; Opisthorchiidae. Bases 1 to 162 code for a protein of 53 amino acids. The transcript has 2 exons.
AUGCUUGAGGUUCGCUCCGAUUUCCACAUAUUGCUAAACAAGAUGCAACCUCCUGUCAAUGAAGUGCCAGAAGAUAUGAAGGGUCCCAUUGACGUUUCUUCUCCCAUCGAAUCACUGCCUGGCUAUUCACAGCUUGGAUUGGACCCCAAUGAACCUAUUUAA